Molecule: messenger RNA, 2100 nt
Organism: Parathielavia appendiculata
Lineage: Eukaryota; Fungi; Ascomycota; Sordariomycetes; Sordariales; Chaetomiaceae
Product: Pex24p-domain-containing protein
Exons: 2
Coding region: 1-2100 (699 amino acids)
Biological process (GO): peroxisome organization
Cellular component (GO): peroxisomal membrane
Source: RefSeq, a predicted model, not a curated record
AUGUCGACGCCUCGUACGCAACGCGGCGACCCCUUGGAUUCGUCCUCCCUCCAACACCCUUCCACCCCCUCGCGCAACGAUGGUGCCGUCUCGUCCAUCCUUUCGAGCGCCCAGCCACCGACGUAUGCCUCGUUCUCUCCCGCGACACUAAGCUCGACCGCGCCGAGCGUCACGUCGGCGGCCAAGAGGAGCACCAUCCUCGUCCACCAGAAGUCGCCGCUGUUGCUCGCCACACCGCCUCAGAUAACACGCGCACUAGCAUACAGCCAUCCGUUCCUAUUGCCGCUGAACAGGUGUGUCGGGCUGUUAACAUGGACGACGGGCGACCCGUGGGAGAGCUUCUUGUUGCUCACGGCCUUCUGGGCCGCGGUGCUGUACGGCGACAUCGUGGUGCGUCUGGCAGGGCCGCUGGUCUUGGUGUUGAUCCUGAUCGGGGGCAUGUACGGCCGCCGCUUCAGUCCGCUGAGCAGCAGCGGAUGGAGUGAGCCGGGGCUCGGCGCCGGAGACGGCACCAGUUCUUCGGCCGAAUCAAAAGGUGCCAAGGCUGUCCGGAAGACGAAGAAUCUGUCGGUCGAUGGGUUGCCCGAGAAGAACAGCAAGGCCGGGAACGGUACAGCGGCGGCGGGAGGCGGUACGAGUGGCCAUACAAGAAACCAGGGGUCAAUAUCUGAGGCCACAAACACACGGCAUCAGAAGACGUUGGAUGAGAUCGUCGAGACACUGAGGGAGUUCACAGCGAGGUGCAAUAUACUGCUGGAACCGCUUCUCGAGCUGACCGACUUUCUCAGCACCCAACGUACCCCGACGUCGGCAACCACCCGGCCGGCACUCACGACGCUCUUCGUCCGCAUCCUCCUAUGCAUACCCUUCUGGAUCCUACUCACACUCCCACCCCUCCGCAUCAUCACCACCCGCCGCGUCAUCCUUAUCUUGGGCACCAUCCUCCUAACAUGGCAUGCCCGCGUCAUUCGAGUGACCCGCGCCAUCCUCUGGCGCAGCCGCUCUAUCCGGCGGGCCCUAGCGCUCGUCACAGGCCUACAAUUCGAAGGUCUCACCAAACCCCAAUCCUCCGCACUGACCGCAGGAACGGGGUCGGCAGCAAGCAAUGCCACCGCCUCCUCGUUGGAGACCAAGCCGCCCUCCUCUCCGCCAGAAUCUGAGCUAACAAAAGCCCUUCGCCGUUCCCGUGGCGACCGCGGAACGGGCGUGCGCUUCACCUUUAUCAUCUACGAGAACCAGCGGCGCUGGAUCGGCCUGGGGUGGACGACCAGCCUGUUCGGCUACGAACGGCCUGCUUGGACCGACGAGCACAACAAUGCCGUGCCGCCGCGCAACCAGUUCGAGUUGCCCGAGGUGGAGGACGGGAGUAACAUGCGCUGGCGGUGGGUCGAGGGGUCGAGGUGGAAGGUGGACGGCGUACCGGAUGACGCGGUCAAGACGAGCGAGAACGGUGGGGAGUGGGACUAUGACGGGCCUGGUGGUGCAAUGGGAUGGGUGUACUACGAUAAUAAGUGGCGGGACGGCCGCAGAGGCCAAGACGGAUGGGGCCGCUGGACGCGACGGAGAAAAUGGUACCGCGACGCCGAACUCGUCGAGGCAGACGACGUCCUCGAAGAAGAAACCCUCCCUAACGGCACUGCCAACCACUCCAACCAAUUUAAAACCCCGAUUUCAGCCCCAGCAGCCCCGAGACCACCACCGGGACUCACACCUACCCCGGCCGUCCCCACAGUCGAUCUUGCCCCCAGCUCCCCAGACCUCGCCCUCUCCACCCCAUCAUCCUCCCUCCACCACCACCACCACCAAACCCCCCUCGACAACAAAGACCGGGACAGGGACCAGGAACGAGAAGAAGAGUAUGAUACCGCCUCGAUCUUGUCGACAUCGAGCAGAUCGACCCGCUUCAGGCCGCCUGGCAUGAGGCGGCGCGUCACGGAUGCCUCGCAGCGGAGCGCCCGCAGCCGGAGGGAGAGUGUGGCGGCCAGCAGCGAGGAUGAUGCCGCCAUGCUGGGGCCGCAGGCGAGGAUGGCGCUGCAGGAGACGGGCACCGAGGUUGGGAGUUGGGGGGUGGGGGAUGAGGUGCGCAUGGGGCUGGAGUGA